Oryzias melastigma (Indian medaka) is the source of this 3665-nucleotide messenger RNA. It is a transcript of the gene smad3a, whose product is annotated as SMAD family member 3a. Gene Ontology annotation, biological process: cell differentiation; anatomical structure morphogenesis; regulation of transcription by RNA polymerase II. Bases 511 to 1788 code for a protein of 425 amino acids. The record is from RefSeq and is a predicted model, not a curated record. Gene Ontology annotation, molecular function: I-SMAD binding; RNA polymerase II cis-regulatory region sequence-specific DNA binding; DNA-binding transcription factor activity, RNA polymerase II-specific. Gene Ontology annotation, cellular component: heteromeric SMAD protein complex. NCBI's taxonomy places the organism in Eukaryota, Metazoa, Chordata, Actinopteri, Beloniformes, Adrianichthyidae. The transcript has 8 exons.
UUGAAUAGAGAGCCAGCAGCAGCUCCAGCAUUUGCAUUUGAUGCAGACUUUCAGCAGACUUCAAUCGGCGAGCCGCAGCACCGCGGAUGAACUUAAACUUUACCAAACUUUCCGGUUUAACGAUUAAACUAUAUAGGAAAGCGCGAAACAAUACGGCUACUGUCGACUUUAUGUCCACAUUGAAAAUAUAGCUAGUCGCUGAUUUUGAAAAAUAUUUAGUUAGUUUGAAUUUAAAAAGUUGAGACGGGACUAGGUUUUGUGGCGGAUUAGUACGGAACAAUAAACUACCGGUGCACAGUGCGGCGCUUAGCUCGAGUCAGGGCGACGAGUGCGCUUCAAGAGUGUUUGACCCAGAGAUGCUCGUGCGCGGCUUUUAAUCAGCAAUAUUUUAUUUUUCGUGUAAUAACACGCUCAGCAUCGAUAUUUGGAGCAUCGCGGACAAAGUUGUUUUUGUUUAUUUGUCCAAACCAGCGGAUUUGUCGACACUGGACGGACUUAACUGAACUCAAGAUGUCAAUUUUGCCUUUCACUCCCCCCAUUGUCAAAAGACUUUUGGGCUGGAAGAAGGGAGAGCAGAACGGCCAGGAGGAGAAGUGGUGCGAAAAAGCGGUCAAAAGUCUGGUGAAGAAGCUGAAGAAGACGGGACAGUUGGAUGAACUCGAGAAAGCCAUCACCACGCAGAACAUCAACACUAAAUGCAUCACUAUACCAAGGUCUUUAGAUGGCCGUCUGCAGGUCUCCCACAGAAAAGGUCUGCCCCAUGUCAUCUACUGCCGGCUGUGGCGUUGGCCCGACUUGCAGUCUCACCACGAGCUGCGAGCGGUGGAGCUGUGCGAGUACGCCUUCCAUACAAAGAAAGAUGAAGUGUGUGUUAACCCAUACCACUAUCAAAGGGUGGAAACACCAGUUCUCCCCCCGGUGCUCGUGCCCAGACACACUGAAAUCCCCAGUGAGUUUCCUCCUCUGGAUGACUACAGCCAUUCAAUCCCUGAAAACACCAACUUCCCUGCUGGCAUUGAGCCCCAAAGCAAUUACAUACCAGAAACGCCCCCACCAGGUUACCUCAGCGAGGAUGGGGAGACCAGCGAUCACCAGAUGACCCACAGCAUGGACACCAGCUCCCCAAACCUGUCACCUAACCCCGUUUCACCCACACACAGUAAUUUAGACCUUCAGCCAGUGACAUACUGUGAGCCGGCCUUCUGGUGCUCUAUUUCAUACUACGAACUGAACCAACGAGUUGGAGAGACUUUCCACGCCUCUCAGCCCUCCCUGACAGUGGACGGCUUCACAGACCCCUCCAACUCUGAGCGCUUUUGCCUUGGUUUACUGUCCAACGUCAACCGCAAUGCGGCGGUGGAGUUAACGCGCAGACACAUUGGCCGGGGCGUGCGGCUGUACUACAUCGGAGGAGAAGUGUUUGCGGAGUGUCUCAGUGAUAGCGCUAUAUUUGUUCAGAGUCCCAACUGUAAUCAGCGUUAUGGUUGGCACCCCGCCACAGUCUGCAAGAUCCCUCCAGGAUGUAACCUGAAGAUCUUCAACAACCAGGAGUUUGCCGCCCUCCUGGCUCAGUCCGUCAACCAGGGCUUCGAGGCCGUGUAUCAGCUUACCAGGAUGUGCACUAUCCGCAUGAGCUUCGUGAAGGGCUGGGGAGCUGAAUACAGGCGGCAGACAGUGACCAGCACCCCCUGCUGGAUCGAGCUCCACCUGAACGGCCCGCUGCAGUGGCUCGACAAGGUGCUGACACAGAUGGGCUCCCCAAGCAUCCACUGCUCCAGCGUCUCCUAGGGGGGGGGCUUCCCCGCCCCACCAUGAAACUGAACACACAGAUAGGAAGAGCAGCACGAGAACUACAAGACGACGCGCCUCUCAUCCAGCCACUGUUUGUCCCUCCUCGCUGCCAGUAGCACUUUUUUAUUUCUUAGUUGCAAAAGGGGACAAGUGCAUUAAUGCAGUAUCAGUUUAGGAGGAUCUCAUUUUUUUGAAGGUCAUUGUUGUUUUUUGGCAUCUCACAGCUGGAAAAGCAGAAUUAUUUUUUUAUUUCUUGUUUUUUUUAUUGUUUAUAGUUGUUGUAUACAUUUUACACUCAAGUAUCAUAAAAAAAGAAUAGAAAUAAGCAAUUGUUCACACUUUAAUGCAUUGUUCCCUUUGAAAAAUGUGUAAUUAUGAGCCCUUACUUGACUUUGUUUCUGUGUUUGGGAUUUGACUGGUUAGGAAAACUUGCUCAAAUGGGCCAGAAUGUAAAAUAUUUUACUUUUAAAUACUCUAUAAAAGCAUUUACUGCAAACUUAGUAUACAUUUGUGAUAGCAAACAAGACAGACUUAUAGCCUGAUGUUUAGUGUUAUAAAUACAUAAAAAACAAUGUUAAAAAUGGAUCCAUAUCCUAACAAAAAUGUUAUGCUGGAAGUGUAAAUUAUUAGUACUUUAUUGAGUAUUUAAAGUUGAUGGAAUUCAUCAAAAGCCACUAGGAGGAACAGGAUAUUUAGAAAAACUUUGUUGUCAAAGCACAGUUGAUGCUCAUCUUUAUUAAAAGAUUCUGCAUAAAUUAAAAAAAAACCUUUGUAGAUUUGCAAAAUACUUUUUGUUUUCUUUUAUAAUAUAUGAAAUGCAUCGGAAAAGGACUUAAAACACAUGACAUACUGUAUUUUUCUGAUUCAUUUCAGGUGUUGUAAUGAGCACACAUGUGAUCCUUGAUCCUUUUGUAAGCCAUACUGACUUUAGACACACAGGACAAAGAAAAUGACUUAGAUAUAAUCCAGUAGAUAAACUGAAUGAUGAAUUUAAAGUCUGCUUUGCUACUAAGUAUUUUUUUAAUGAAAUAAGACGAGAACUUUGUCCACUUUAUGCAUGAUGUGGUGAAUCAGCGCUGGCUGGUUGUAUUUUUGUAGCUGGUUGGGCUGAAGCAGUCUGACUACGAAGCUCAGCGUUUCACAAAGGGAACUGUUUAUAAACUCAUACAUGCAUGUACAAAUCUGCAAAAUCACAUUUAACGUCUCAGUUUUGAAAAGUAAUUGUACAUAUGCAACGGUUUUAAAACGACAACCCUUUUGUUGUUGAUGUUUUUUUUUCCUAGCAGGACGUCAAAGCUAAAGCAGCGCGGCGAUAAAAGCGUCACUGAAAUAGAAGAGCGUAGUGGUAGCUUUGUUCCUUGUGACCCCCUGCUGCUGCGGUGGAAGUGGGCCGACUUCCCUCUGGUUUGAACAUUCAGACAAACGCUCAGCGGGUGAACACGAACAACAUUUGGAUUCUUUUGUUUUUUGUGUGUUUUGGUUUACUCUUGAUGCUUGUGCUGAGCGAUAAGAUGUAAGUCUGGUAUCCUGCCACACGUCCGUCUGAUUUAAGGACCGCAGACUGUAGCAUCUACCAGUCUGAGUCCAACUGCUUCUAGUGUCCUUAAACUUCGAUGAUGAGGUCUUUAACCCCAUGACUCGUGUAAUUACCCAGAGGGAAAGACAACUUCAUCAUUUUUAUUAUUAAAUCUGCAAGUUUAUAGUGUUUUCUCCCUGUUUCAAUUGUUCACUGUUAGUCAUGAAUUACGCUUCUCUGAUCUGAAUUUGUCUUUUUUUAGAUUUUGAUUGUGAGAUAGUUUUUGCCUAAAAAAGUGAAUGCUUAUGUUGUGUAUUAAUGUUGGUCUCUUAAUAAAAUAUAUAACCUGUGGUUAAAA